Messenger RNA from Heteronotia binoei (common prickly gecko), 1908 nucleotides. RefSeq names its product heparan-alpha-glucosaminide N-acetyltransferase (gene HGSNAT). Bases 68 to 1651 code for a protein of 527 amino acids. Lineage: Eukaryota; Metazoa; Chordata; Lepidosauria; Squamata; Gekkonidae. Gene Ontology annotation, cellular component: lysosomal membrane. Gene Ontology annotation, biological process: lysosomal transport. The record is from RefSeq and is a predicted model, not a curated record. The transcript has 16 exons.
CUUGUUUCAGGAGCUGGUGCCUGUCCUGUCGGAAGAGGCUGGGGUUGCAGUGGAUUGUCAGCAUGGAAUGACCCUGAUGGUCAGCAGCACAACUGAACACCAAGAGCUUUGCAGGGUCCACUAUCAUUUUGGAGAGUUUGGGAACUAUUCUCUGAUAGUCAGGACUGACCCCAGCAGCCAGAAGAUUUCGUGCAACAUCGUUAUCAAUCAAAAGCCAGUCAACAGCUACCUCCCUAUUUUCUUUGCAUUUCUCAUCUAUAUGGGUAUCUUCACUAUCUUGGCUUUGGGACAGUUUUGUAUAAAUAUUGAACCAAUCAGGAAUUGGCUUUACAAGAAGAUGAAUCCAAGAGAAACUGAUCGUCUUAUUAAUUCAGAGCUGGGCUCCCCAAGAGAGACUGAUUCUGUCAGCAGGGAUUUGCCCCCGGGGGUGUGGAGCACAGGCCCCGCCAUGCCAAGACUUCGUUCCCUGGACACCUUCAGAGGGCUGGCUCUUGCAAUUAUGGUCUUUGUGAAUUAUGGCGGAGGGAAGUACUGGUUCUUCAAGCAUCAGAGCUGGAACGGACUCACUGUAGCUGAUCUUGUCUUUCCAUGGUUCGUGUUCAUCAUGGGCACCUCCACGGCUCUGUCGCUGAGUUCCAUGCUGAGGCGAGGCUGUUCGAAGGGGCAGCUGCUGCUGAAAAUCCUCUGGAGAAGUUUCCUCCUGUUCCUGAUUGGGAUUGUGGUUGUGAACCCAAAUUACUGCCUUGGGCCUUUGUCCUGGGAGAACCUGCGAAUCCCAGGGGUGCUCCAGCGACUGGGCUGCACGUACCUGGUGGUUGCGGGGCUGGAACUUGCCUUUGCCAAGCCUGUGCCUGACAGUGCCAGCGUGCAGGAAGCCUCAUGCUCAGCUGUCCGGGAUCUGCUGGCCUCCUGGCCCCAGUGGCUCUUCAUGAUGGGGCUCGAAGCAGUCUGGCUGUGCUUAACCUUCCUGCUAAACGUACCUGGGUGCCCCACAGGUUACCUUGGGGCUGGAGGCAUCAGUGACCAUGGGAAAUAUCCCAACUGCACCGGAGGAGCGGCCGGCUACAUUGACCGUUUGCUCCUAGGAGAGAAACACAUCUAUCAACACCCCUCUUCUAGCGUGGUGUACAUGACAACAAUGCCCUUUGACCCUGAAGGGAUUUUGGGAACCAUCAAUUCUGUCAUCCUGGCCUUUCUGGGACUUCAGGCAGGGAAAAUUCUCUUGUUUUACAAAGACCAGCACCGACAGAUAAUGCUCCGCUUUUGUGUGUGGAGUGUAAUAAUGGGGGCCAUUUCUGCUGUCUUGACCAAAUGCUCGACAGAGGAAGGCAUUAUUCCUGUGAACAAAAACUUAUGGUCGCUCUCCUAUGUGACCACCUUGAGCAGCUUUGCCUUCCUCCUGCUGCUGCUGAUCUACUGCCUGGUGGAUGUCAAGCAGGUGUGGUCAGGGGUUCCCUUCUUCUUCCUUGGCAUGAACUCAAUUCUCAUUUACGUCGGCCAUGAGAUAUUUGAAGACUACUUUCCAUUCAAGUGGAAGAUGCGGGAUGCGCAGUCCCACAGCGAGCACCUGGCUCAGAACCUCACGGCCACUUCUCUGUGGGUCGUCAUCUCCUAUGUCCUCUACCGGAAGAGGAUAUUCUGGAAGAUCUGAUGGAGCAGCCGGGAAAGGCAAAGGAACAGCAGACAUGCUGAAGCAUCAUCUCCACCCACCACACUGACUUGCUGUUUUUUUGGAAAAAGGGAUCGUGUGUUUGGUUUACAUUCCAAAUAACCUUUAACUGUAUAUUGAUAGUUUCCUAUUUGUUGACUGAUGUGCCAUUUAUUAAUGCCUUUUUCAAAUGUCCUACAUAUAUUUGAUAUAUUGCUGCAUUUUUAAAUAAAGAUGCCAAACAGCUUCUAGGCAGAAAA